ACCCAAGUAAUAUCCCAGCAUUUCUGGUUUUAAUAAACAUAACAGUAAAAGUGCGACAACCUCCAACAAUUAAAGAUAACAAUGCUAUUAUAGUAGUCGCAUUUACAGAUUAUGUAGAUCAAGACUCAUUUACUAUUGAAAUAAACUGUCACUACUUGGCAUCUGCACCACAUUUAAUACAAAUAACUCCUACUAUAAAAAAGAAUUUCAUUCUUUUUAUUUGUGGAGAAUUCAUUUCACACAACAAUAAUAAUUAUAUACAUGUCAGAAGUAUGUCUUUUUUGGAUCAACAAAAGACAUUAUUAAACCUCGUAAACAUUCCAUGGAAAACAGAAACAUCAAAUGAAACGAUGAAAUCUCAAAGUAUCACUGAAAGAAUAGCCGCAAGAGUUAACGCAAAUAAUAAAAGUGAAGAAUCACCAUCUGUGAGUAAAACCUCAUACAUAAACAAAACAUCAUCAACAAAUAAUAACCCUAACACCACUGUCUCUAAAAAUAAAAAAAACCAUCCACAAUUAAUAAAACAAUAA
Messenger RNA from Dentiscutata erythropus, 530 nucleotides. NCBI's taxonomy places the organism in Eukaryota, Fungi, Glomeromycota, Glomeromycetes, Diversisporales, Gigasporaceae. The record is from the annotation of a GenBank genome assembly.